Phyllopteryx taeniolatus (common seadragon) is the source of this 3430-nucleotide messenger RNA. Its product is annotated as gap junction beta-4 protein-like. The record is from RefSeq and is a predicted model, not a curated record. Gene Ontology annotation, biological process: cell communication. The transcript has 4 exons. Lineage: Eukaryota; Metazoa; Chordata; Actinopteri; Syngnathiformes; Syngnathidae. The coding region runs from base 230 to 1045 and encodes 271 amino acids. Gene Ontology annotation, cellular component: connexin complex.
AAUCUGGUUUGGCAAGAUUUCUGGAGGAAGAGCGAGCAACACAGACAAACCCUGAAAGGCAGAAAAGAGUUAAAUCGUUUUUAGCAGCUGUUUCACAGCCUAACUUGAGCUGUUGUAAACUGAUACUUUCUUGUUUGUUUGGGGGAAAUUAGGUUUUAGAGUUUAAAGAAGGUUUCAGCACCAGGAGGUGCACUUGUUUUUCUAACCAAGACAAGUUCAGGCUGCAGAGAUGAACUGGUCGGGACUUGAAAGCCUAUUGAGCGGAGUCAAUAAGUACUCCACUGCGUUCGGGAGGAUUUGGCUGUCCAUGGUCUUUGUCUUCCGUGUGCUAGUAUUUGUGGUGGCAGCACAGAGAGUUUGGGGCGAUGAGAACAAAGACUUUGUGUGCAAUACACGACAGCCGGGCUGCACCAAUGUCUGCUAUGACCACAUCUUCCCCAUCUCCCACAUCCGUCUGUGGGCACUGCAGCUGAUCUUUGUCACCUGUCCGUCUCUAUUGGUGAUGGCUCAUGUCAAAUUCCGGGAAGAUAAGGACAAGAAGUAUGUGGCGUUGCACCAUGGCUCCCACCUGUAUGCCAACCCUGGCAAGAAGAGAGGAGGGCUGUGGUGGACCUAUCUAGUUAGUUUGUUCUUCAAAGCUGGAUUCGACAUUUCAUUCCUAUACAUUCUAUAUCGGAUUUACCACGGAUAUGACCUGCCAAAGUUAUCCAAGUGUUCACUGGAUCCAUGCCCAAACACUGUGGACUGCUUCAUUAGCCGGCCAACUGAGAAAAAGAUCUUCAUGUUGUUUAUGGUCACCUCCAGUGCACUGUGCAUCUUCAUGUGCAUUUGUGAGAUGGUUUAUCUCAUUGGCAAGCGCAUCGUCAAACAACUAAAGGCCCGACAUGAGAAUGAGAGAAUGGUAUUUGCUGAUCAGCAUGAGCUCACCAACAUGGCCCCACCCAGGUCGCUGUACAGGAAGACUGAUCCAACACUAGCUGAGAGCCAGCUACGUUUAAAUGAGAGAGAGAAGACCAGAGGUAUUGGUGCAACUACAACGCUUUAGACCUCCAGUCAAUGUCUGUACGCCAUCAAUUAGUGGAUAUCAAAUUAUGGACUGAAAAUAUGCUUUGUUGUAUGCUGUAGGACAUUGUAUCCUACGGAGGAGGACAAACAUAAAUGCUUUGUUUGGAUGUCACAUUUCUAACUCUUCAUCUUUAAGGAGAAGCACCCUGCAACUGACUUCACCAGCCCAAAUACUGAGCACCAUUGCAACUCGAGUCUGUGCAUGCCAACAUUUGCAUUGUUCCUUUGAAAAAUUACACAUAGCCCAUUGGCUGAAGAUUUAGGACCUUUGUGCUGCCAUUACAGGUGCUUACCAGGCGGAGCUAUGGAAGAUAAUCCUCUUAUUUUAUGACAAAGUGCUUAUGCUUAUUUAAUUGUAAUAUAGAAUAUAAUAUAUCCAAAUAUGUUACGCUAAAAUUGGCAUGACCAUUUGUGAUCCGUCCAUCCAUCCAUUUUCCGUACCGCUUAUCCUCACUAGGGUCGCGGGCGUUCUGGAGCCUGUCCCAGCUGACUUUGGGCGAGAGGCGGGGUACACCCUGAACUGGUCGCCCAGCCAAUUGCAGCUGCUUCUUUAUAAAUGUAGUGUCAGAAAGGUUAUAAUUACAUUAUCUUUAUUUUAAAACCAGGGGGAAAGUCACACCAUAGAUGAGUUUCAUAGUUGGCCAUAAGUAUUUGAACAGUUACAUAAUAUUUAUGAUUUUACCUUUAUAAAUCAGUGAAAUGGUAGUGAAGUUAAAUCAAUCAAGCAAUAUAAAAUUGAAGUAUAGAUUUUCAGCAUUAAUUUAAGAGAGUUCAAAUAAAUAUGUCACCAUUUAAAAAUGUACAGACAUUUUUUUUUUUCUGUCUGUAAAUAUAUUUCCGAGUACGACAAAUGAUGGUUAUGUUUACAAUUUCUAUAUAAUUGUAGGUAUCACGCAAUAAGAGAAUCUGUAAUUGUCCAACUACUUCUGGACCUUUGUGUUUAGAUAAAAUGUAUAAUGUAUGUAUGAUAUGCUCAUAAAAUACUGUUGUAUUUUAUUUGAUAAUUAGCUGUUCAGAUCCAGCUCAAAAGACUAAUGGUCUCUCAGGUAAUUGCACACAGUAUUGAUGUUGUUGCUAUGGAAACGGCGACUAUUACGCAGCAACACUUCAUUUAUUGUAGGCACUGCCCUAAACGAUCAAUGACAUUACCUGUUGUUGUUGUUGUUUUUUUGUUUUAUUUCUUCUGGAACCAAAAAACAUCCAAUGAACAAAAAAAAAACAUUUUAGCACGUUGUGUAAAUACAUACAGCAGAGGGCGCCACACUUUCAACAAAGACAUUCCCAGAAGUCGUGCUUUUAUCAAAUGGGUAUAAAGCUGUCAGAGCUGUGCAUUCUGUUGUUGACGCUCUACAAUGAACGACUCUGAAGUCAAAUGUGUGUUGUAGUACAGAAAAUAGUGGGCGGGGGGUCUCAAUGUCCUUUAUUUUGAAGGUGAGCCCUUGAAUCGCAGCCCCAGCAGGAGAAGGCCCCAUGUGGAUGUGUCAUAACACUUCUUGCUUGUUUACAGGCGUAAACACAGAACACAGGAGCUCAUUCAGGUCUGAAAUUAUGGAUUUGAGUCUUAGCUGGAAAACGAAUCCUGGUCUUAUACUUGCUUACUUUUAAUUUUGAGUCACUUGUAAAUUAUGUGUGAGUGCUGACACAUCCUGUUGUAGAGACAGUUACUUUACAUCUGGACUGAGAAAACUAAUAGCUUCUUACCUUUAGAGUAUCUUAUAGAUGUUUUGUUCUUUAAGUCUGAUUUCACUAAGAAAUGACAAUGCUGUUGUUAAAACAUUCAGGAUUUAUUUUUAUUUUUUUUAUCUUGACCCCCCCCCCCCCCCCCCAAAACCCCCCCAGUUUAACACGAGAAUGAAUGUUUGAGACACUAAAUCUCUUUCUUUCAGAAUAUUUUUGGGUGGUUGAAACACAAUACCGUCGAUGAAAAAUAUGAAACAAUGGACAAAAACUGAUUGUAAACUACUGUAAAUGACUUGACUGUAAAAGAACACUUGUUCAGAUUAUCAAACUUCCAUUGACUUACUUUACUGUUUUGUCCUGGUUUACUAAGACAUGUCUACGUGUUUAUGGUUUAAUUUAGGAACACUGUAGCUACAUCUGUCCAAAGAAUUUUUGUGUGCAACAACGCUUUAUGCAGAAACUAUUCUGCACAUAUUUUUCUGACCUCCAUAUUAUCUGCAUACAAAGCCAGGAUUUAGUGGCACUGAUACAGUAUACUGAAGUCGUUUGUAAUGCGAUUUAUGUCCCAGUCAAUACAAUGCAUACUGCAACUUUUAUAGCUCCCCUAAGGAUAAAAAUAUUGUAUGCGGGAUGUGUUGCUUUUCAAAUGUUUAUUUUUAUAAAUUAAAAAUACAUGAAAAAACAA